UCAAUCGCCCACAAUACACCCACAAUAACUCUGUGGUGGAUUAUCACGAUGUUGUCACCCAAUCCGGUAGUCAAGCUCGAGUCUUCUUCCCUUUAUAUUUCCACCACACAAAUCUUUGCGCGACAUGGAGCAUUCCAUUGGAUCAUAUACGUGACGGAUGCAGAUGGCAAAGCGUCCACCUAUCAGUGGAGUGAACAAGGAGGAACGCCUGGAUUGCAGGCAGAGGGCGUUGAUAUCCAAGAGCUUCAUCCUGUCACCACAUAUUCCUCCACCAAUAACCUCACCCUUGCCUUUUUCAAAAUCACUGGUUUCGAUCCAGCGACUCCUUCCGAUAAAAUACGCCAAGCGGCUCUUGUUGCAUUUCCGGAUAGAGGGUAUCCCUCAGUCAGGGAGAAUCGUCAGAAUAACUUGACUUGUAGGACAUGGGCUCUCAAGGUUCUGCGCAUUCUCAUGGAUGGGGGCUGGCUGGUUCGCAACGACAUUCCAGAGGUCAUCGAAGAUAUUGUCAAAAAACGUAGUAUGGAGGUGGAAGGGAACUUAGAAUGUUUUACUGAAUCUGUUGUCGUAGAUAUCUAGUAGUAGAGAUAUAUGACUUUGAGGCAUAUAUGGCAGCAGGAUGAUCACCGCAAGAUGCCAUUUGAAUUCACAAACACUUAAUACGUAUAUGUAUGCUACAUAGUAGACAAGUCUGAAGAGGAUAUAGAAACAUGAAGAUGGUG
This is a messenger RNA of Lentinula edodes (shiitake mushroom), 719 nucleotides long. RefSeq lists its product as uncharacterized. The transcript has a single exon. The coding region runs from base 49 to 576 and encodes 175 amino acids. Lineage: Eukaryota; Fungi; Basidiomycota; Agaricomycetes; Agaricales; Omphalotaceae. The record is from RefSeq and is a predicted model, not a curated record.